Molecule: messenger RNA, 563 nt
Organism: Saccostrea cuccullata (small rock oyster)
Lineage: Eukaryota; Metazoa; Mollusca; Bivalvia; Ostreida; Ostreidae
Exons: 5
Coding region: 6-563 (185 amino acids)
Source: RefSeq, a predicted model, not a curated record
CAGGUAUGGAGUACCUUGACUUCGGAUAUGCUGUGGGAUCGUGUCCUGUUAACAAAACGGGUCAAAAUGAGGCAUCUUCCAGACUCAAAUGUGGUGUGGACAAAUUUGGGAAUAGUCAGUACGUCUGUGUUCCUAACUUUAAGAAGACAGCCAUUGUGGAGUACUGCUACAAAGGCAUUGUGGGACUUCAAAACCCAGGUUCAUGUUUGGUAGUAAAUGAUGAAGGAAUUGUAGACAUCAUCAGCUGCCGUAGCUUCACAGAGGGCUGUCCAACAACACACUUCAAGAGUUCUGAUCUCUUUCAGUAUCCAGCAUGUCAUCACAUAAACAGAAAAGAGCGGUGUUUUUAUGCGGAUCCGAAAUGUCCCAAGAUAGAUCAAAAGAUAACAACAAGAAACAGUACAUUUGUGGCCUCUAAUGCAAUGAAUGACUCUACAACAACACCUGGUUUUUCAAAUGCAACUGAAAUAACAGAAACUGGACAAAUUCCUGCAGGAGCAAUUGCUGCCUUUACUAUAGCAUUAUUUACGAUACUUAUGAAGAAAGAGAAAUUGUUCCUUUGA